This is a messenger RNA of Melitaea cinxia (Glanville fritillary), 831 nucleotides long. It is a transcript of the gene jet, whose product is annotated as F-box/LRR-repeat protein 15. The coding region runs from base 7 to 831 and encodes 274 amino acids. Gene Ontology annotation, cellular component: SCF ubiquitin ligase complex. Gene Ontology annotation, biological process: SCF-dependent proteasomal ubiquitin-dependent protein catabolic process. NCBI's taxonomy places the organism in Eukaryota, Metazoa, Arthropoda, Insecta, Lepidoptera, Nymphalidae. Gene Ontology annotation, molecular function: protein binding. The record is from RefSeq and is a predicted model, not a curated record. The transcript is spliced from 3 exons.
AGAAAUAUGAAUGUAAAAAGAAAUACGCAAAUUUUCGAUUUGUACUGGGAAGAUAUAUUAGUGUCGAAUAUCAUGCCAUACUUAACAAUCAGAGAAUGUUUUAAUUUUCGCUGUGUUUCCAAAACUUGUGUCCAAAUAAUAGAUAUGUAUUUUGCGAAAUUAAAAUCAUUGAAACUGAUGAAUAAAGGAUUUUCGCCGCAUACAUUCCAAGUAUUCACAUUAACAUGCAGAAGAUUAAGACUUUUGAAUUUGAGCCGAUGCAUGACUAUCACCGAUAAAGAUAUAAUGCCCAUGCUAGGACAGAAUCCAGAACUCAUAAAUUUAAACCUAAGUCAAUGUAAAAAUUUGACUGCCAAGUGUCUACAGCCAGUUAUAUUAUAUUGUAAUAAUCUGCGAGUUUUGAAGCUUUCUAAGUGUCCCUGGCUUACGACGGGUGCUAUGGAGGCUCUCGCACUUCAUCAGAACCAGUUAGAAGACGUAGACUUGUCAUUCUGUGUGUCAAUUUCGGAGAGUUGUAUCCUUGUAUUCAUAAAAAAAUUUAGACUAUUGAAGACUUUAAAUUUGGAAGGCAAUGUACAGAUAACAGAUAGGUGUCUGUUCACUAUGUCUAAGUAUAGUAAUUCUCUGAAGCUACUCAACUUAGGAGGAUGCCUGGAAAUUUCAGACAAGGGUAUUAUGGCUUUGGCGUUACACUGCCACAAUCUCGAAGGUCUUCUCAUAAGAGGAUGUACUAAGGUGACAGAGAAUAGUCUGCGACUAAUGAGAAAUAGAGUACAUUUAGACAGAAGACCAGCAGAGACGCCACCUGUACCUAUAAAUCUGCCAAUUUAA